Cyprinodon tularosa is the source of this 974-nucleotide messenger RNA. RefSeq names its product diamine acetyltransferase 1-like. The coding region runs from base 196 to 711 and encodes 171 amino acids. The transcript has 6 exons. Gene Ontology annotation, molecular function: N-acetyltransferase activity. The record is from RefSeq and is a predicted model, not a curated record. Lineage: Eukaryota; Metazoa; Chordata; Actinopteri; Cyprinodontiformes; Cyprinodontidae.
AAAGGAAGCGCAGUAGAACAGCAGCGACCCAGAAAGGGGCCACCGGGAGCUGGAUGAGCUUGUGUCGACGAACGCGUCCUGACCAGAGGCUGACUGUGGGGGAAAAGCCACUGCGAAGCGAAUGAAGAAACACCUGAUCUUCCACUUCACAUACAGAGGUCUUCUAACGAAAGGAAAAAAGAGUAAAAGAAGAAAAUGGAUUAUAAAUUACGAAAAGCUGAGCCCAAGGACGUGCCAGAUAUAUUACGACUGGUGAAGGAGCUCGCAAAAUAUGAAGAGAUGGAGAGCCAGGUUACGCUGACGGAAAAGGACCUCCUGGAGGAUGGGUUUGGUGAAACCCCGUUUUACCAUUGCAUCAUCGCUGAAACCCAAGGAGAGAAUGGCGGCGAAGACUUGAACGUGGUGGGCUUUGCCAUGUACUACUUUACUUAUGACCCCUGGGUUGGCAAACAGCUCUACCUGGAGGAGUUCUAUGUAAUGGACAAGUGCAGAGGGCUCGGCAUCGGUUCGGGGAUUCUGCGCCACCUCAGUGAUCUGGCGAUGAAGACGCGCUGCACUGGCAUGAUGUUCGUCGUGGCAGAGAACAACGAGCCGUCCGUCCAGUUCUACAAGCGGCGUGGCGCCGAGGACCUCUCCCAGGAGGAGGGCUGGAGGCUCUUCAGGUUCGACAAGGACAGCCUGGUCAAGAUGGCCACCCCGGCUGAGGAAUGACUGGAGGUCCAGCAGAGCUGAAGAGAGAGAGGAGCAAACCUGAGACUAUAACUGAAAUAUCUCUACUUUCCUCUCCAGAGCUCGCAGUUACAAGUUCAGCUUCUAAAUAGGGAAAUAUAUCUAAAUGUGUUUUUAGUUUUUUUUUGUACUUUGCAUCAUUUAGUUUACAUAUGUCACUCUGACUUAGGUUCAUCCUAGUCUAUUGUUAGCCAGCAUUUCUUAUUUUUGGUUUAAGAUCAAUAAAACAAGCACUGGAAAAACAA